This is a messenger RNA of Diospyros lotus (date-plum), 3672 nucleotides long. Its product is annotated as DNA polymerase delta catalytic subunit. Bases 40 to 3375 code for a protein of 1111 amino acids. The record is from RefSeq and is a predicted model, not a curated record. Lineage: Eukaryota; Viridiplantae; Streptophyta; Magnoliopsida; Ericales; Ebenaceae. Gene Ontology annotation, cellular component: delta DNA polymerase complex. The transcript is spliced from 31 exons. Gene Ontology annotation, molecular function: DNA-directed DNA polymerase activity; nucleotide binding; DNA binding. Gene Ontology annotation, biological process: DNA replication proofreading; nucleotide-excision repair, DNA gap filling; base-excision repair, gap-filling.
AGCACGUGUGACGCGCACGUGAGAGUACUCCACUAUAAAAUGAAGAGCCCUAUAACUGGCGGGAAUAUCAUUCAUCUUGUAACUCCUCAAUUUCCGACCGCUGCCAUGAACAACGGCAACAGCAAGAAGCGACCGCCGCCGCCCCCCGCCCAUCAACCGCCGCAACAGCAGCAACAGCAGAAGCACCACGCUGCCAUGGAUGAAGAAGAGAUGGACGAGGACGUGUUCCUCGAUGAAACCCUCCUCUAUGAGGAAGAAUCCCAGGUCCUCCGAGACAUAGAGGAGAGGCAAGCCCUCUCCUCGCGUCUCUCCAAGUGGAAACGCCCCACUUUGUCACUCUCCUACCUCUCUCAGUCACAAAACAUCGUGUUUCAGCAAUUGGAGAUUGAUUACGUGAUCGGAGAAAGUCACAAAAAAUUGCUUCCUAAUUCGUCUGGUCAGGCUGCUAUUAUCAGGAUUUUUGGGGUUACCCGAGAAGGACAUAGCGUUUGCUGUAAUGUUCAUGGAUUUGAACCAUAUUUCUACAUCAAUUGCCCUCCAGGAAUGGGUCCUGAUGAUGUUUCCCAUUUUCAUCAAAUUCUUGAGGGGAGAAUGAGGGAGGCGAACAGAAACAGUAAGGUUCCUAAGCUUGUUUGCCGAAUAGAGCUGGUGCAGAAAAGAAGCAUUAUGUACUAUCAGCAACAGAGUUUCCAACCUUUUCUUAAAAUUGUAGUUGCAUUACCAACUAUGGUUACCAGCUGCCGUGGUAUCCUUGACAGAGGCAUACAGAUAGAUGGGCUUGGUAUGAAGAGCUUUAUGACUUAUGAAAGUAAUGUUCUUUUUGCACUUCGAUUCAUGAUUGACUGCAACAUCGUUGGCGGCAAUUGGAUUGAAGUUCCAUCUGGAAAAUAUUGCAAGUCAGUGAAGAAUCUGUCUUAUUGCCAAUUAGAGUUUGAUUGCCUUUAUUCAGAACUGAUUAGCCACGCUCCAGAAGGAGAGUUUUCAAAAAUGGCUCCGUUUCGCAUAUUAAGCUUCGACAUUGAGUGUGCUGGUCGGAAGGGUCACUUUCCGGAGCCUACACAUGAUCCUAUUAUUCAGGUGGCCAAUCUGGUUACCUUGCAAGGACAGGACCAGCCAUUUGUUCGGAAUGUCAUGACCCUAAAGUCAUGCUCACCAAUAGUAGGUGUUGAUGUGAUGUCAUUUGAUACUGAAAGGGACGUGUUACUAGCUUGGAGGGACCUUGUUCGUGAAGUGGAUCCCGAUAUUAUAAUUGGAUAUAACAUCUGCAAGUUUGAUUUGCCCUAUCUCAUUCAGAGAGCUGAUGUUUUGGGGAUCUCAGAAUUUCCAAUACUUGGACGCAUCAGAAACAGCAGAGUCCGUGUCAAAGAUACUACUUUUUCUUCAAGGCAGUAUGGAACAAGGGAAAGUAAAGAAGUAACAGUGGAAGGGAGGGUCCAAUUUGAUUUGCUUCAGGUCAUGCAAAGGGAUUACAAGUUGAGUUCGUACUCGCUGAAUUCUGUUUCAGCACACUUUCUUAAUGAGCAGAAAGAGGAUGUUCAUCAUUCUAUCAUAUCUGACCUUCAGAAUGGGAACCCAGAAACAAGGAGGCGAUUGGCUGUAUACUGUCUGAAGGAUGCCUAUCUCCCACAACGGCUUUUGGACAAAUUGAUGUUCAUUUAUAAUUAUGUGGAGAUGGCUCGUGUCACAGGUGUCCCUAUCUCUUUUCUUCUUUCCAGAGGACAGAGUAUUAAGGUGCUUUCUCAACUUCUUAGAAAGGCAAGACAAAAGAAUCUUGUUAUUCCAAAUGUGAAACAGGCUGGAUCUGAACAAGGAACUUAUGAAGGUGCCACUGUUUUGGAGGCUAGAGCAGGAUUCUACGAGAAGCCAAUUGCAACAUUGGACUUUGCCUCUCUGUAUCCAUCAAUUAUGAUGGCAUACAAUUUAUGUUACUGCACUCUGGUAACCCCUGAAGAUGUUCACAAACUCAGUCUUCCACCAGAAUGUGUUAAUAAAACUCCAUCUGGUGAAAUAUUCGUCAAAUCAAAUUUACAGAAGGGGAUACUUCCAGAAAUUCUUGAAGAACUGCUAGGGGCUCGUAAAAGAGCUAAAGCUGAUUUAAAGGAAGCAAAAGAUCCGCUUGUGAAGGCUGUGCUAGAUGGUCGUCAGCUGGCUUUAAAGAUAAGUGCAAAUUCCGUAUACGGGUUUACAGGAGCUACUGUUGGUCAAUUACCAUGUAUAGAGAUAUCUUCAAGUGUUACAAGCUAUGGUCGACAGAUGAUCGAGCAUACAAAGAAACUUGUGGAAGAGAAAUUUACAGUACUUGGGGGUUAUGAGCACAAUGCUGAGGUUAUAUAUGGAGAUACAGAUUCUGUAAUGGUACAAUUUGGCGUGCCUAGUGUUGAUGCAGCUAUGCACUUGGGCAGGGAAGCUGCUGAUUACAUUAGUGGGACAUUCAUUAAACCCAUAAGACUAGAGUUUGAGAAGGUGUAUUAUCCAUAUCUACUGAUUAGCAAGAAGCGAUAUGCUGGUCUUCUAUGGACAAAUCCAGACAAGUUUGACAAAAUGGACACUAAAGGCAUUGAAACAGUUAGAAGGGACAACUGUCUUUUAGUUAAAAACCUGGUAAAUGAAUGCCUUCACAAGAUUCUAAUAGAAAGGGACAUUCCUGGUGCUGUCCAAUAUGUCAAAAAUACUAUAUCAGAUCUUCUCAUGAACCGCAUGGAUUUGUCUCUUUUGGUAAUUACCAAGGGUCUAACAAAAACAGGAGAUGAUUACGAAGUAAAGGCAGCGCAUGUUGAACUUGCCGAGCGGAUGCGUAAGAGAGAUGCUGCUACUGCUCCAAAUGUUGGGGAUCGUGUACCAUAUGUCAUUAUUAAAGCUGCAAAAGGUGCCAAGGCUUAUGAAAGGUCGGAGGAUCCUAUUUAUGUGCUUGAAAAUAACAUUCCUAUAGAUCCUCAAUACUACCUUGAAAAUCAAAUAAGCAAGCCACUUUUAAGGAUAUUUGAACCCAUAUUGAAGAAUGCUAGCAAAGAACUUCUUCAAGGCAGUCACACAAGGUCUAUCUCCAUCUCAACUCCUUCAAACAGUGGCAUUAUGAAAUUUGCUAAGAAGCAGCUUACUUGCAUUGGCUGCAAGGCUCUAAUCAGUAAUUCUGAUCGGACUCUCUGUUCACAUUGCAAAGGAAGAGAAGCUGAACUCUAUUGCAGAACUGUAGCUAAUGUGUCUGAGCUCGAGAAGCUUUUCGGGAGGCUGUGGACUCAGUGCCAGGAGUGCCAAGGCUCUCUUCAUCAGGACGUGUUGUGCACCAGUCGGGACUGUCCAAUAUUCUACCGGAGGAAAAAGGCACAGAAAGACAUGGCAGAAGCGAAGCUUCAAUUAGAUAGGUGGAACUUUUAGCACUGUGGCUUCAACAGGAUGUGUAUCUUUUUGCCUGCUGGAAGGCUGGUGUCUUUUUUGGGUAGCAGAUGAAGCAGUUGAGAUAAUGGAGUCGCAUCUCAUAUCUGACUGAGCGCAAUUGUUAAAGCCAUGAACGGAGUGGUUCCGCACUUCCACUUCCACUUCCACUUGCAUCGAACAAGAAUCCCAUCUAUGGUGACUAAUCGUAUAACCGGCUGUAAUUUCCUUUGUUUGUUUGUUUGUACGAACGAACUCUAAACCCUAAAGUGGUUAAUGUGAUACUAUAUAUUACAAUUG